UGUAUCAAAUUGCUCUGUCCUUAUUUGCUCAAUUCGCACGUAGAGGGUUUUUGAUUGCCAGGGUUUUUAUUUAUUAUUAUUUCUUUUCUUUUUUUCACAUUCUGCUGUAUAUAAUAGAAUUUUGUGUUUUCACUUUACCCUUUCCUUUAUUAUAUAUAUAUAUGGGUUACACUUCCACACACAUAUCAGUGAUAUUUUGGUACAUUUUAAUUUUCCAAAACACUAACUGAAUUCCUUCUUCUUCUUUUUUUUUUUUUCUUUUUUUUUUUUUUUUUUUUAAUUUUAAACACCAACUGAAUGUCUCAAGUUUCCUAAUUCAAUCUUUUCUAUUUUUUUCUGAAGAUGGAUGCUGGAUCAUUUUACAUACCCAAGCACUUGACGGCCCCAGGGCAGGAUGUCCAUUUCAUUUGUUCGGAGCAGAAAACAAUUGGAGUUGCAGAUGGCGUUGGUGGUUGGAGCAAGAAGGGUGUGGACGCAGGCUAUUAUGCGCGACAAUUAAUGGCUAAUACUGUGACAGCAAUUUGUGAUCAAAUCGAAGGACCUAUUGAUCCAAAGACUGUCUUGAAUGAAGGGUUCUUAAACACUGAGCUCAAAGGAUCCUCCACUGCUUGCAUUAUAACCCUCACAGGCAAUAACUUGCAUGCUGCGAACAUUGGAGAUAGUGGCUUUUUGCUGCUAAGAGGUGGUGAAGUUGUAUAUCAAUCACCAGUGCAGCAGCAUAGAUUUAACUGCCCAUAUCAGCUGGGAAACAACAAUGAUUCCCCCAGCUCAGCGCAGGGUAGUGCUAUUAUUAAUCUAUUGUUAUUUAGGCUCAAUAUUAAUACGGGUCAAAUUGGGAUUGUUGUCCCCUGAAGAAGACAUUCUUUAGAAUACUAGUUGGAUAUAUAACAUAUAUAGUUCUUUUUAUUUUUAACAUUUUGAUUUGGUACUAAUUAUAAAUAUUUGGUCCACAGGAGCUCACCAUUUCAUUAAAACUCGGAGAUGUCAUUUUUGUUGGAAGUGAUGGGUUGUUUGACAAUGUGCAUACAAGUGAGAUUGAAGAAUUGGUGAAACAUGGUGUGGAAGAAGAGUACACCCCACAACAAUUAGCUUGGUCUCUAGCGUGGUUUAGUCACAGUUAUUCUAUCGACAGAUUUAGUUCUAGUCCAUUCGAAAUUGCCGCCCAGGAGACAGGAAUGGAAUACAUGGGAGGUAAAGUUGAUGACAUCACUGUCAUUGUUGCUUAUAUCAGACCAAUGGACUGGUUCUAACUUUCUGCAGCAACAAAAAGAAAAAAGGAAAAAAAAAAAAGGAAGAAGAAGAAUGCUAAUACUAUAUAUAACAUGACACUCGACAGUAUAGGAGUUUUUGAAUAGAAGUUCAAGUGAAUUUUUGCUUAUAAUUAAGUUGAUUCGUGUAAUUGUUCCAAAUUGUUGGUUGGUCUGUGUGGAUAUUUACAAUGGCAGAAAUGUAUCAAAUUACCAAUUUUUUUUUUAAUUAGAUGUGAAUUUUUUUUUAUUUUAUGUGAUGAUAUGAGAUAUUCUUGCCCAUUUUUCAGAAUGUGAGAUGUGUUGAAUGUUGAUGCUCUUGUUUUGCUUCAUUGUAUAUCUACUCUUUAUGGGUUAUUUGUAUAUUAAAAAGAGAAGUCGAAUAAGGAUAGUAUAAACCAGUUUAAUCCAUUAAAUGGCACCCUGUUCUGUUGUCAAACUCCAGAGCUGAAUUUGGUCC
This is a messenger RNA of Cornus florida, 1707 nucleotides long. RefSeq names its product probable protein phosphatase 2C 55. The transcript has 2 exons. The coding region runs from base 343 to 852 and encodes 169 amino acids. NCBI's taxonomy places the organism in Eukaryota, Viridiplantae, Streptophyta, Magnoliopsida, Cornales, Cornaceae. The record is from RefSeq and is a predicted model, not a curated record.